Messenger RNA from Fundulus heteroclitus (mummichog), 1223 nucleotides. RefSeq names its product aminoacyl tRNA synthetase complex interacting multifunctional protein 1b (gene aimp1b). Bases 112 to 1062 code for a protein of 316 amino acids. The transcript is spliced from 7 exons. The record is from RefSeq and is a predicted model, not a curated record. Lineage: Eukaryota; Metazoa; Chordata; Actinopteri; Cyprinodontiformes; Fundulidae. Gene Ontology annotation, molecular function: tRNA binding.
CCACAGAGGGCUCUGGCUUCAGCUGCAUAUAGAAACAAACAGCUGACGGACGGAGGAGCGGAGCUGAAAGCACCCUGGGAGCUCUCUGCGUGGACCCAGCCGACCGUCAACAUGGACAACAUGGACAGCCUGUUCAAUCCCAGCCUGGCUGCGGCACUGAAAAAACUGGAUCCAGAGGACGGAGAGCAGAUGAUGGAGUACUUUAAGACCCAGGCACUGCUCAGCAGGGAAAAAGCUUUGCUGCAGGCAUCUGUCAGAGACCAGAAGAAGCUGCUGGUUGAAAAUGCCAAACUGAAACAAGACAUUGAACAGCUGAGAGGUCAACUGCAGGAAAAUCAGAAGAGACGGACUGCCAAAGCGCUGCUCUCUCAGGUCCCGCCUCCUCCGAGGGUAAGCCCCGCCCUCACCAAGGCUGACACCGCUGCUCCUACAAACCAUCCGCCUCCCUCCGCUACCUUGACUGAGGGAAGAGACAGGCCAAGCAGGAGGAGGAGAGGAGAGAGGAAAGCCCGUCCCAAAUCUGAGCCCCUCCCUUUGGAGGCGGAGUCUCGGAUUGAUGCGUCACGUCUGGAUCUGCGUGUGGGAAAAAUCCUCAGCAUCCGCCGCCAUCCGCUGGCUGAAGCCAUGAGUGUUCAGGAGGUGGAUGUGGGAGAAAGCUGCCCCCGGACUGUCGUCAGCAAGCUGGGAGGUGUUAAAGAUCUCGAUGAGGUGACCAAUUUAAAGCUGCAAGGCUCUCUUGGAGUGUUUCUAUGCAACGUCAAGGCCUCUAAAAUGAGGGGUGUGGUCUCACAGGGCCGCCUCCUCUGUUGCUCCACCUCUGAUGUCAGCGUCGAGCUGCUGGCUCCACCUGCUGACUCCACACCUGGAGACAGAAUCACCUUCUUGAACUACCCUGGUGAGCCGGAUCGCGAGCUUCCAUCCAAACAGAAGAUCUGGGAGCUUCUGCAGCCUGACCUGCAGGUGGACGGCAAGGGUGUGGCCAACUAUAAAGGCUGUGGGUUUGAGGUGAAGGGGAAGGGGCUGUGCAGGGCACCCUCUCUCACUAACUGCACCAUCAGAUAGAAGCAAGCCGAAUUGACUUUUUUUAGGGCGAAAGACCUGGAUCGUUUGUUUAAAAGCUGCAGGUAAAGGUUGAUGCAUAAAAAUCCUCAGUCCUCAGUUUUCUCUGUUGUUCUGGAUCUAUUGAAACUCCAUGGAAAUAUUGAAAUAAAUAGAUGAAAGGA